Molecule: messenger RNA, 3061 nt
Organism: Umbelopsis ramanniana AG
Lineage: Eukaryota; Fungi; Mucoromycota; Umbelopsidomycetes; Umbelopsidales; Umbelopsidaceae
Exons: 3
Coding region: 15-2954 (979 amino acids)
Biological process (GO): fructose 6-phosphate metabolic process; fructose 1,6-bisphosphate metabolic process; canonical glycolysis
Cellular component (GO): 6-phosphofructokinase complex; cytoplasm; mitochondrion
Molecular function (GO): fructose-6-phosphate binding; AMP binding; monosaccharide binding
Source: RefSeq, a predicted model, not a curated record
GCCGUCACCAUCCCAUGAGCCGAGAAAAAAAACAGCAAGCGUUGCCAACUGCUUCUCAUUAUUCUUCUCUUUUUCCAACUUACCAACCCUUUGAAGCUUACUUUUGGAUGUCGGAUGGUUUAUCGCAUGUCGUUUUGAAUGCUCCCACAGUGGGAGCUUUCGACCAAGCUCUAGCUUUCUACUGCUCUGUUGGCUUUCAAAUCGUAACGGACGCAAAAGACAGCGAGGAAAGCAUUAUGGGCAGACUUACCUGGCUAUCCAUGUUCUCCGAUGGUGAUAAAAGAGAUUUGACCAUCAGACUCAAGUUGAACCCUGCGAGUUCUCCGAAGGAAGUCGUUAGCAACGAUGUUGACUACACGUUGGAAGAUAUUGUCUUGGUCAUUGCUACUUCCAAUUUGCAGAAAAUAGAACAGGUUUUGAACGAUUCAAGCAAGCACUGCCAGAAGCAUGAAAUUCAGUCGGACGAUAAAAAGGACGUCUCGCGGGAAAUUUAUACCGUGGAUCCUUUGGGUAACGUCAUUGCAUUUACAAACAAAGCAAGCCCUUUCUCGUCCUCUUUGCUCGACAGUUACCAUGUUAGGCAUGAAGGAAUUCCUCCAACUAUUGAGUUGGCCAGCCGACAUGUCGGGCAGAAGAAGAAGAUCGGUGUUCUGACUUCUGGAGGUGAUGCGCCUGGAAUGAACGCGUGUGUGAGAGCUGUUGUGCGCUACGGCAUCACCAAAGGAUGCGAUAUUUUUGCUAUCUAUGAAGGGUAUCAAGGUCUAGUGGAUGGCGGCUCAUUUAUCAAAAAGAUGGAAUGGAAGGAUGUUCGUGGUUGGCUUGCUGUGGGAGGAACGUCCAUUGGUACUGCACGCUGCAUGCCAUUCAAGACCCGCGAAGGUCGACUUCAGGCAGCUAACAAUCUAAUCUCAAACGGUAUCGAUGCUUUGAUCGUUUGUGGUGGUGACGGCUCUUUGACUGGAGCCGACGUAUUCCGUUCAGAAUGGCCAGGUUUAUUGAAGGAACUCAAGGAAAGUGGGAAAGUCUCACAGGAAGAAUGCGACAAAUAUCAACACUUGACUAUUGUCGGUUUGGUCGGUUCCAUUGACAAUGACAUGUCAUCCACUGAUAUCACCAUUGGCGCCGUUACAUCUUUACAUCGUAUUUGUGAGUCUGUCGACUCUAUCUCGUCAACAGCUUUAUCCCACUCAAGAGCUUUCGUCGUUGAGGUCAUGGGACGACAUUGUGGUUGGCUGGCUCUCAUGGCUGGUAUUGCUACUGGCGCCGAUUUUGUCUUUAUUCCGGAGCGUCCUCCUUCUGAGGACGAUUGGGAGCAAGUUAUGUGUGAUGUUGCUCAGCGCCAUCGUCAUCUUGGCAAGCGCAAGACCGUCAUUAUCGUGGCUGAAGGAGCUAUAGACAAGAAUCUCAACGCUAUCAAGGCUGAGUAUAUCAAGGAUAUUUUGACUGAUAAGCUUGGAUUGGACACUCGUGUGACAACCUUGGGUCAUACGCAAAGAGGUGGAUCCCCAGCUGCUUAUGAUCGUAUUUUGGCCACCAUUCAAUCCGUUGAAGCCGUGGAAGCUGUUUUACGCGCCACCCCCGAUAGCCCGUCUCCUCUCAUCGGUACUAGCAACAACCAAAUCACAUGCAGACCAUUAAUGAAAGCAGUGGAAUUGACCCAUGCUGUCGCUGAGGCUAUUAGCCAGAAGAACUUUGCACGGGCCAUGGAGCUUCGUGAUCCUCAAUUUGCGGAUGAAUACGACUCGUACAUUGCAUCCACCAUUAUCGACGACCAGACCAUGCGACUUCCUGAACAUCAGCAAAUGCGCAUAGCUAUUCUCCACGUUGGCGCUCCUGCUGGUGGUAUGAAUGCUGCCACUAGAACCAUUGUUCGAUAUGCAUUGAACAGAGGCCACACUCCUCUUGGUGUAUUCAACGGUUUCCCAGGACUUUUGCGUGGUACCAUCGAAGAGCUCACCUGGCUCUCUGUGGAUGGAUGGACAUCUCGUGGAGGAUCCGAACUAGGAACCAACCGAUCUCAGCCGGAUGUAGAUAUGGGUAUGGUUGCCUACCAAAUGCAAAAGCACUGCAUUCAGGGCUUGAUCCUCAUUGGAGGAUUCGAAGCCUACAGCGCUUUAUUGGCCUUGGAAAAAGCAAGAGAUAAAUAUCCUUCACUUCGCAUUCCACUCUGCCAGAUACCCGCAACUGUCUCUAACAAUGUGCCGGGAACUGACUUCUCCUUGGGAACUGACACAUCUCUUAAUGCAAUUAUCGAUGCAUGCGAUGCUAUUGUACAAUCAGCUCGCUCAUCUCGACGACGUGUGUUUGUUGUUGAAGUCCAAGGUGGUAAAACCGGAUACCUUGCAGUGGAAGCCGGUCUGGCCUCGGGAGCAAACACCAUCUAUAUUCCUGAAGAAGGCAUCUCUCUCGCUCGCCUCCAAGCUGACGUACAGCACUUGAUUGAUCUCUAUAACGAUGAUGACGCAGAGAAGUCGGAAGGUCGUAUCAUCCUUCGCACUGAAUCCGUCUCCAAGACUUACACCACAGACGUUAUUUGCAACAUCCUUCAAGAUGAAGGACACCAUAUUUUUGACUCUCGUACAGCUGUUCUUGGUCAUAUUCAACAAGGUGGUACUCCAUCACCCAUGGACAGAAUUCGUGCUACCCGCCUUGCUGUCAAGUCUGUUGAGUUUGUUGAACUCCACGCUAGUGCAGCGUUCACUGAAGCACAUGACAGCGGUAAAUGCCAACCAAUAGAGCUCACCCAUUCCAAGGAGAGUGCCUCUGUCAUUGGUAUUAUGGGUACCGACGUCAAAUUCACUCCUAUUGAUGAUCUUCUGGGAGAAACUGACAUGAAGAACCGCAAAAGUAAGAAGGCGUGGUGGUAUGAACACCGCCCAUUAGUCGACUUAUUGUCCGGUCGAGGUUUAUUUGCAUCCAGAGAACAAGAUGAACGCGAGAAUAGGAAAGAAUAGUUACGAUCAAAUAUUACAGCCAACUCCAUCAUGAAUGUAUUACCUUUUUUUCGCCCUACUACAUAUUUUUUGUGCAUAAAGAUUUUUUUUUUUCCCUUUCAAUCUGA